Messenger RNA from Chara braunii, 5985 nucleotides. The record is from the annotation of a GenBank genome assembly. NCBI's taxonomy places the organism in Eukaryota, Viridiplantae, Streptophyta, Charophyceae, Charales, Characeae.
GGGGGGCGGGGAGAGGAGGGUAAGGUGGGGGAGGAGGGGGGGAGGGGCGCGGGAAGAAGAACCGAACCGGUCGAGAUGGCAGAAGUCCGAGCAGGGGGGGAAACCGUUGCCGCUCAAACUGUUGGGACUGCUGGGACAGGCCCAGCGGAUGCGAAUGGAGAGAACGGAGUCCUUCUGGCAGCAGCAGGAGUAGGAGUAGGAGGUGGAGGAGGAUUAGGAGGAAUAGGAGGAAUAGGAGGAGGAGGAGGAGGGAGUGUGUUGGGAAAGGUCAAGGCCAAUGGCGGGUUAGCAAUCAACAACUGUUAUUUGGACGACGAACCCUCGCGCAAACGACGAAAAUGGGUGGGGGUUUCAAAACCCCUGACGAAAUGGGGUAAUUGCUCUCUAGGGGAGGGGGACCCAGAAAUCUUUGAUUUGAUCGAGAAAGAGAAGAACAGGCAGUGGAAAGGCGUAGAGCUGAUUGCGUCGGAGAAUUUCGUCUCCCAAGCCGUGAUUGAGGCGUUGGGCAGUCCGCUGACGAACAAGUAUUCGGAGGGGAUGCCCGGGGCGAGGUAUUAUGGCGGGAACGAGUUCAUUGAUCAGAUCGAGAUGAUGUGUCAGGAGAGAGCGCUGACGGUAUUCCGGUUAGAUGCAGAGCACUGGGGGGUGAACGUUCAGCCGUAUUCCUGCAGUUCGGCGAACUUUGCGGUGUAUACGGCGCUGCUGCAGCCGCACGAUCGGUUGAUGGGACUCGAUCUGCCCUCCGGAGGGCAUUUGACGCAUGGGUACUACACGUCCAGUGGGAGGAAAGUGUCCGCGUCGUCCAUCUUCUUUGAAUCGCUGCCCUACAAAGUAGACCCCGACACGGGCUACAUAGACUACGACAAGCUGGAGGCCAAAGCCAUGGAUUUUCGACCGAAAAUUAUCAUUUGUGGAGGGAGCGCCUACCCCAGAGAAUGGGAUUACGCGCGGUUUCGAAGCGUGGCAGACAAGUGUGGGGCGCUUCUCAUGUGUGACAUGGCUCAUGUCAGCGGCCUUAUCGCAGCGCAGGAAGCUGACAGUCCAUUUGUCUACUGCGAUGUGAUUACUACCACCACUCACAAAACUCUGAGAGGACCGAGGUCGGGAAUGAUAUUCUACCGGAGGGGGCCCAAACCCGUCAAGAAAGGCCAGAACCUAAAUGACGAGGUGGAGUAUUAUGAUUUUGAAGAUAAGAUCAACUUCUCAGUUUUCCCAUCUCUACAAGGGGGCCCUCAUAACAAUACAAUUGCUGCACUUGCAGUUUCGCUGAAGGAAGUGGCAACGGAGGAAUUCAGAGUUUACCAACAGCAGGUCCGGAGGAAUGCAAAAGCAUUGGCUGCUGCGCUGAUGAGGAUGGGUUGCCGUCUAGUGACUGGUGGCACGGACAACCAUCUCGUCUUGUGGGAUCUUCGCCCGCUUGGUCUGACGGGUGCCAAGAUGGAAAAGGUGUGUGAGAUGUGCCAUAUCACACUCAAUAAAAAUGCAGUCUUUGGGGACAGCAGUAAUGCCGGUCCAGGCGGCGUGCGACUUGGAUCACCUGCAAUGACAACUCGGGGCUGUAAAGAGGAAGACUUUGAGGUGAUCGCAAAGUUCUUGGAGAGGGCGGUAAUGAUCGCAUUGUCGAUACAAAAGGAACACGGACGAUCAAUGCGGGACUUCAUGAAGGGCUUGGACGGCCACCCAGAUCUUGCAGAUCUCAGAGUGGCCGUGGAGCGAUUUGCAGCGUCUUUUGACAUGCCUGGAUUUGAUGUAGGCGCAAUGAGGUAUCACUGACGUGUCGGUCGCAAAAACGCAUCGAUUGCCAGCUGGGCUCCUUGACCGACAGUGCUGCGUAGGGAUGGAUGGAUGAGAUGUGGUUUUAUUUAGAUCAGCCCCAGCGGAGCGUGGUCUAGAGCCAUGUGCUCUCCUAUCCGAUGUCUGUGUUCGCUGGGUCUCUUAUACGUUGAAUUGGGACCUCUUAGGAGAUCCUUGUUAGCGCAGCGCACACAAGCGGGCGGGCAGGCAGGCAGGCAGGCAGGCAGGCAUCAACAGAGAGCGUGAUCCAACAUCCUGCAUCCAUUUCUUUCAACAAGCACAUGCAGCCAGCCCUUGCAAAGUGAACGAACUGUCCAAACAUCAUUCAUGACCACUGUGCUGCUCUGCCUUAUAAUCGCAGGAUGGGUACGGCUGGCGCGCAGGAGGAUCACUCGAUCGUCAGUCAAUUUUGGUUUCCCUGGUUCUGGGCGUUAUUCUUUCGCAAUGGACGUUGCUUAUGGACUGCCUGAUGGAUGUAUGCUUAAUCAGCAGAAGGGAAUCAAGGUAACCAAUUUUGGUUUCGGUGGAUGGGGUGCAACAACCGGGACCGUCUGAUCGAUGCUUAACCACCAGAAGGGAAGCGAGGUAAGGGGGGCCGGAGGGUGGCUUGCGGAGAACCUUGCAGAGAAUCUAGGCCAGGUACGUGCAUGGAAAUGCUGACUGAGAAACUGUGACUCCAUUGCGUGGGACUAAAUUUGACUUCCAAUUUGAUAGUGCUCAUGCAUUGAUGACUAUGUGUCCAAGCGAGUGAUUGAGAGGAUCGAGGACAGAACGAGAGAGCGUGCCGAUUGGGAUGAAGUGUUGCUCUUCGACCGAUCAAGAGUGGACAGUUUUCAAAAAGAACCUCGCGAUUAAAGAAGACGGCCAACAAUUCAACCGCACAGGAAGAUUGCAAACAAUUCAAUUUAUCAUCUAUAUGCUGAUCCGAAAGCAAGCAGGUCAGAGGUGUAGUCUGGACAUCAUCAUCAUCAUCAUCAUCUCUCUCUCUCUCUCUCUCUCUCGCGCGCGCGCGCGCACGCGCUCUCUCUCUCUCGCUCUCCCAGCAUCAGCUUGCUGAGUGAAUGAUGAUUCAGUUCCCACAUUGGCCUUGCGGCGGAAGGGAGGGCGUGCGAUUUGUAGGCUGUAUCCAUGUGCAAUGUCAGCGUUUAGACGUCAUCUAUCUGUUUUAGUGAAGGAACGGAUGGAUGGUGAGCAGGUCCUGCCAGCAGCCAGCUUGUUCUGUCAGAGGGAGAGAGGUAAAUGUGGUAUGUUCUUUUCCCAGACAGGGAAGUCGCGGCAGUUUCUGGAUGAGCUGCGGACGCAGGAGACGUCUACUUUUGCUGGCAGCAAAUUGUGUAUAUGUUAGAUAGAGCAAUUCAAAUUUGAGGUAUUGAAUAUGUUCUUCACUAACCUGGGCACAAUGGUUAACGCGGGUUUUGUCUUGCAAAAGGAGGCUCAGUUGACAACAUUUGACGCGGCCGGCAAAUUUUGUAGACCUUGGGAGAUGGGAAGUACUCGGAUGUCUUACUGUGAAUGCGGACCUUGCGAGCUCGGGUACAAGUCUGCUUCGAUCUCCGGAACAAGUCUGCAUCUCCCAAGCUGUACAAAUAGGCAGCAGGGAUUCUUUAUUGUACCCUUCAAUGGCCAGUAGUGGUAUGCUGGCCAAGCCUUCACAAUUGGGUUUCAAGGUUGUGGAGCAUACAGUUCAUGCUGGCAAGGAGUGUGGGUGAUGGGUCCACAGGUGGACCCUAAUUCCUGUGCUCAUUGUAAGUCAGGGACGUCAACUCCCUCUUUUGCCAUUGCUCCGGCGUGUAAAUAGAUAGGAGAGAAAUUGACGGGCUUGCGGGCCUUAGCACAACAUAAUGUCUUUUCCUGGAUCUAUGAUCUAUCCAUGAGCUCCUGCGAUAUCGGUCCCCUGUUUCCCAGUUCCAUCCGGUGGUCGCCUCUUGGGACACAUCCUCUUUGGACCUGUCAACGUGCUCAUCCACUACUUGGAAAAGAUAUUUCUACACAUUGUUUUUAUAGAGACGGACACGGACACACACAUACACACACAGAGAGAAAGCGUGCGCGCGCGCGCGCGCGCGCGAGAGAGAGAGAGAGAGAGAGAGAGAGAGAGAGAGAGAGAGAGGAGGUUCGCAGUAAGGUGGCAUGGGCAGUGAAUGAGCUGUGGUGACAUGGAACUGGCAUGACAUGGAUGAUUGGGUGGCCGAGGGAACCCAUCAUUUGGUUCUAGACAAGUGAAAUCUGUGAGUUAUUCAGUUCACACCCAGCAGUGUAGGACAUGAAAGAGUUGUGCCAGAUCUUGAGAAUAUUGAUCGGCGGUUCCUGCCGUCGGGCUAUGGCAUCGCUACUUGUUUUUUUUUGUGAAGGUUAUUUUGAAAGGCCUUAUCUCCAGCGUCGCAGGAGUCGUUGAAAAGGUUGGGGAAAGGUUUGAUCUCCAGCCUCGCAGAAGUAACUGAAGCGUAAUUGAAGUGGGAUCACUUCAUGAUUAACAAGGUGAGUGGUCCUCCUGGAAUUGGAGUGGAGUGUGGAAGCCUGCGUCUCUCUUCUCAGAACCUUGUUGCAACUUGUCAGGGCCUGUGAACUGAACUGCUUAGUUUGUCUUUCUUUCUGAAAGAGUGAUUUCAUCAUGCUUUCCUUACUUCAAAUGGCCCUGGGGCGACCUGGCGGUAUGCUAUCUACUGUACACCUUUGGGCCCUGCGUACCCUGAUUCUUUGCAGUCAGGGUAAAGUUGAGAAAGGUUCUUUGAGAAGGGUUCAUUUAUCUGUGAAGUUGGCAAGUAAGGGCAGCUUUGUUUUGUGUCGGUGACUCGCUAGCGAAGGCCUCUCUCACACCUCCAUGGAGACGUGGUGAGAGGGACGUACACGUACGUGGUUUGGGUUGUAGGGAGUACUUUUACUUGAGAGGAUUGUGGUAACUGUCCUCUGCUGGUGGGGGAGGUAUCGGCGCAAUUUUGUGGUCCUCCUUGUGUGCGUCUGUCUGUGAAUUUCAGGGGGUUAUGUGUGCUUCUUCUUGCUGUCAAUCUCUAGCGAAGCGCAAAUGUGGAUUUAUUGUAUUGUGAACCUUCACGUUCCGUUGAAGGUCUCGGUAGAUGAGCGGAAAAUGUGUCAGUGAAUAAGCGGACCCUCGCCUGCGGACGAGGAUGAAGAGGGCUUGUGAGAGAGACUGGGAGGGCAAAGCAGCAGCGGCAUGCGACAGCCUUCGCGAGACCUCUGAGAGUUUUUCUGCUGUCAUGAAUGAACUGAACGCAGCUCAGGCCGGGCUGUACAUCCAAAACCCAACACGCCCCCCCCUCCUCCUCUGCACCCCCUUGCGAACGGGCACGUUAUCAGGGUGUACCGGUGAUUCAAACAGGUGUGAUAUACCCGGUUCUAUUGCUAUUGCUUGCUUCAAUCCGUUAGUGCAUACACACACUAGGACGUUCUCGACUGAGCUCUGGACGGAAUUGCUGUCCGAUACGUCCAGGUCAAGGUGGAAUUGCGGUCAGAUGCAUGCAGCAAAGCCCGGGUGUGAGUAUGCCCUGAGUGCAUCUGCUUGUUUCGGCAAAGGGUUUCUCGCUCUGAGGAAUGUAGCUGGUCAGGGGAGGUAAAGAGCGAGAGAGGGAAUCCUUUUUUUUCCCCCUUUUUCUUAGAGAUAGGAACUCUUACAUGGGGUAGAGUCACCAUUUUGUUCGGUUAUUCAUGUUGUACGAUGUUUGUUUAAAGUUUAAAGUUUAAGUUUAAACUUUGUUACCCAUGCAGUUUUAUCUUUUAGAAUUGAUAGUCCUCUGUUCUUUAACUUCUUUUAUCUUUCACUGUUUUUUUUUUUUUCCCCAUUUGAGUUGAUAAUCUAUCGCAAGGCUUUGUAUGCCAAUGUAGGGAGACGGGCCAUGGCGAAUGUUAUGUACUAUGUCCACACACGGGAGCAGGGAAGGUUGUAGGAAUGAUGGCCGUUUCCUGUUGUGAUAUUUGGAUGUGUGGGAGGCGGCGGAGGUGGAUUUCGUACUAAGGACGUUACUCUUCCUGAAGAAUGUUUGUCUUCAUGAGAAGAUGUUCCUGAGAGGACAGGAAAGGCCUAUGAAGUCUCUCCGCUCGGCAAUUCAUCGCCGGCCACGUGGCACAGUCUGUGAUUUCAAUAACUGAGGAAUCUUUUUUCGCUUUGAGAUAUUGUCCAGAGUUUGGAUUUUUUUUUUUUUUUUGACAUUGACUUAGUAAAGACUGGUGAAGAUU